AUGGCCUCCAUUUCUCAGAGCUCGGAGCUCAUCUGCACCUACUCAGCCCUUAUCCUGCUUGAUGAUGAGGUGAUGGUGACAGAGGAUAAGAUCAAUGCCCUCAUUAAAGCAGCUGGUGUAAAUGUUGAACCUUUCUGGCCAGGCUUGUUUGCAAAGGCUCUGGCCAAUGUCAACAUGGGGGGCCUCAUCUGCAAGGCAGGAGCUGGCGGACCUGCCCCAGCAGCUGGUGUGGCUCCAGUAGGAGGUCCCUCCCUUGUCACCACUGCUACCCCAGCUAAGAAGAAAGUGGAAAUAAAGAAAGAAGAAUCUGAGGAGUCCAAUGAUGACUUUUGUCUUUUUGAUUAAACCUCUUUUGUAACACACUCAAUAAAAAGCUGAACU
Phyllostomus discolor (pale spear-nosed bat) is the source of this 381-nucleotide messenger RNA. RefSeq names its product 60S acidic ribosomal protein P1-like. The record is from RefSeq and is a predicted model, not a curated record. Gene Ontology annotation, molecular function: structural constituent of ribosome; protein kinase activator activity; ribonucleoprotein complex binding. Gene Ontology annotation, biological process: cytoplasmic translation; translational elongation. Bases 1 to 345 code for a protein of 114 amino acids. Lineage: Eukaryota; Metazoa; Chordata; Mammalia; Chiroptera; Phyllostomidae. Gene Ontology annotation, cellular component: ribosome; cytosolic large ribosomal subunit. The transcript has a single exon.